AUGUUAGCGUCAAGGAGUCUCUCGAGACAUUGCUCCAGAACUUAUAAAUGGUCUUUAUCGUCCCUCCUUCAAUCCGAUUCCUGCAGGAACCUGGUUUUGUCAUCGAAUCCGGUUACAAGCAAAGUGAUGACUCAGCCUGGUAGCUCAAAUGAAGGCAAUUCAAAUUCAUUUCCGCCAUUGAUGCAUCAAGUGUUCAAGGGAUGGUCUCGAGCUAUGUCAACAUCGAGAGGACAGAGCAUGAGAAGCAAAGUGGAGAGUAGGAUGCGUAAAGAGUCUGGUAAGACUUUGAGAGAGAUCAGGAGAGCUAAAAAGCUGAAGAAGAAACUCAUGACUGAUGAAGAAAGACUUAUCUACAACCUCAAAAGGGCAAAGAAGAAAGUUGCGCUUCUGUUGCAAAAGCUAAAGAAGUACGACCUUCCUGAGCUGCCAUCUCCGGUGCACGAUCCCGAGCUUUUCACACCAGAGCAGGUCCAAGCGGUCAAGAAAAUCGGUUUCAAGAAUAAGAACUACGUUCCUGUUGGUGUUCGUGGAGUCUUUGGAGGAGUGGUCCAAAAUAUGCAUAUGCACUGGAAGUUUCAUGAGACGGUCCAAGUUUGCUGCGACAACUUCCCAAAGGAAAAGAUUAAAGAGAUGGCGACCAUGAUAGCGAGACUCAGUGGUGGAAUAGUCAUAAACAUACAUAACGUAAAAACUAUUAUCAUGUUCCGUGGUAGAAACUACAGGCAGCCCAAGAACCUAAUCCCUGUCAAUACCCUCACAAAACGGAAGGCUUUGUUUAAAGCGAGAUUCGAGCAAGCGCUUGAAUCACAGAAGCUGAACAUAAAGAAAACAGAACAGCAGCUGCGGCGAAUGGGUGUUAACCCGGAAGAUCCUGUUGCCAUGGCUAGUAUCCAGAGAGUGGCGUCAACGUUCUUCAAUGCAAUCGACAAGAAAGAAGGAAGCCCUUAUGUCUUCCAUGGAGAUAAGCAACAGUCAGGACGAGGGCCUAGCGUUGGAAAUAUAGAAGAAUCAGAAGAAUCAGAACCGGUUGAUGAAGAUAGUGACCAGGAGGAGCUAGACAGAUUCAUAGCCGAGAUAGAGGAGGCAGCAGACAAAGAGUGGGAGGAAGAGGAAGCUGCGGAGCAAGAAGAAUCCGGUAGGAUAAGGUAUUGGAACCGAGAAGAGUUUGCAGGGAGAAGCAGAGGACCUGAAAUGCGUAGCUAUGGAGACUCAGGAGGUCAUGGAUUUAGAAGGAAUGAAAGGGAUACACGUGGCCAGAGGAGAUCCAACGAUAGUGAUGAUGACAGUGAUCAGUUGGAUUCUGAGGAUGAUGAAAUCCCGAAGAGAUUUGAUAGAGCAAGACCAGAUACGAGAAGACAAGGAAGGGAUUUUCAGAGGAGAAGCCCUGAUCCUAUACCUAGAGCGAGGAGUGAGGAAGAUGAGUUGAGUGAUCUUGAUAACACAAUGUGGGAUUCGGGAGAUGAGGAUGAUGCACCAGCUAAUUAUAUCUCGAGCAGUAGCGAUGGGGACGAAGAUGGAGACAGGACAGUAUCAGGCUCGAGAUUCAGGAACAAUAAUAGUUCAAGAGAUCAUUCAAAGACGAAGAGUGGGAAACAGAGGGAUGAGGAUUGGGAUAGUGAUUAG
Messenger RNA from Microthlaspi erraticum, 1623 nucleotides. NCBI's taxonomy places the organism in Eukaryota, Viridiplantae, Streptophyta, Magnoliopsida, Brassicales, Brassicaceae. The record is from the annotation of a GenBank genome assembly.